AUGAUUGAGGUCUUGCCUGAUGUUUUUCGGCCGGCUAUCUCCAGCAUUUGGAGACUACCACCGUCCAGCUCUGCGAAGCCGAACAGACCCUCCAGCGACCCAGACCCUUUAGUGCCCCUGGACGUUACGGCUUUCGGUUCUCAGCGUCACCCUCGCGAGAUCUUCUACAGCAUUCUCGUCGACCGCUUUGCAAACGGCGACAUCAGCAACGACCAGAGCAACAUCCCGGACUUCCAGCGUGACGAGCUGAAGAAGGGAGAGCCAUGGUCGUUAGCUCGUUGGCGCCACGGCGGAGACUUCCACGGCAUUCAGGCACGCCUGGGUUACCUACGCGAUCUUGGGAUCACCACACUGGCACUGUCUCCCAUCUUCCUGAACAGCGCUGGCGAUUACCACGGGAAAUGCACGACAGAUAUCACUACAAUCGACUCCAACUUCGGCAAUACCGAGCUUCUGCGAGAGCUGGUGCACGAUGCGCAUAUGUUGGGCAUCAAGGUGGUCCUCGACGUGCAAGUGAACCACGUCUGCGGACGAGGUCUCAAGUACCUCGGCUCCACCGGUAGCGUCGAUGGCGUCAACCUCUGCGUGGCUUCGUCCGAGUCGACCUACUGGUCGUCCGAACGGGGGGAGCCCCUCGAGGAGUCGGUCCGCCAGCGACUAGGCUGGGGCGACUCCCUGCCCGCGUUUCUGCGCCAUCAGUCCUUCUUCGUUCGCUGUGGCUCCUCCCUUCUCUACAGGCCUGGGGGCCGAGAUUUCACCGCUCUGCCGAUGGACCUGAAUGCCACUGAAGUCGAGGGCGGUCUGCUCUUCACGGAGAUUUUUCAGGACGAUUACUUCGAGCUCAACACCAUGAAUCCCGUCCUCCAGGAGCUGUACACCAACCUAUUGAAGUAUUGGAUUGCCGAACUGGACAUCGACGGCUACCGCAUCACUGCAGCCUCGCACAUCACCGCAGAUUUCUCGGCGUACCUGUCCACGCACCUCCGGUUCUACGCCCAUGCCCUCGGAAAGGAGAACUUCUUCGUGGUGGGAGAAGUCAAUCAGGCCACCACUCCUCACGGCGAAAACUACAUCGGAAGAGUCCAAGGGGGUGCCGGACCAACGACACUACCUCAGAAGGUCCAGGGGACCCUGGAGGAACUCUGCCAGUACUACAGCGCGCUGCCCUCUCAGGAACCGGGUUUCCUCUCCACGUAUCCACUGCAGGAGAUCUACCAGCUUCGUGACACUUGUCUGGGCAAUGGCUGGAAUGCCAUGGACCUCUACCAGCAGCCCGGGGCUGCGCGCGCCGUGAAGAAAGCUCGGGGAGUGCUCGAGGCCCAGGGCAACAUGCGGCUCUCCAUGGCCGGUGUCGAGUCUCAGAGCUUCCGGAAGCUUCUGUCAUACGGACAGGGCGAUGAGCUUUGGCGCCUUCUCGUAGCGACAGGUUGGAGUUUCACAUGGUAUGGCAUCCCCGACAUCGCGAACGGGGUGGAGCAGGGACUCAAUGGACUUUGCUAUCGAGAUGCAGCCGGGCGGUCCUCGCUGAGUAAAAAGAUGGUCGACAGCGGCAUGGAACGCAGUGUGGUGGAUAGCAUCCUCAGCAGUUGCGACUACCAGACGUUGGGCGACCGUGCUGAUAGCGGCUUUUGGCACCAGGAUAUGUUCCUUGGAGGGCCCCUGGUGCUGGGCUCCGCGGUGCAGAGCGUCAACGAUCAGACUGGCCUGCGUGGGCAUUUGAUGGGCGCCUCCGGGCCUCAUUGGUGCGAAGAUCCGGUGCUCAGCCGCGACAACGAGGCAUUCCGGCUGGUCCGGGCACUCUCGCGCAUCCGACGCUCUUGCUAUGCGCUGCGCACAGACGUUGAUGUAGCAGCAGCGACAACCAUGGGGGGCGAAUCGCAGCUAGCUUACUGGAAGAUGCACGACGGCCGCGAGGAUAUGCUCUCCGCCGACCAGCCAAUGGGAAUGUUUGUUGUCCUCAGCGUUGCAGGCGAACCUCACAGGAACGCAAGCAAGUAUCUGCUGCCACAAGAGCUGCCUUACAGGGAAGGACAGGCCUUCAUUGACAUCCUCCGGCCCGAAAGACUUGCUGCGGUGAUCACGGAGAGCAACCGAUCCUACCUGCUGGUGCCCGCGGAAAUGAAGAGGACCAACGUCGCCAUCUUCGCUCCAGUGGAAACUGUCAUGGAGGAUGUGUCCGGCAGCGACUGGCUUGUGUGCAAAGGUGCGAACCUUCCACCGUUGCACAACAGCUGCGCUCAGACGGUGCGGUCGGACAUGUGGCUGACGACCGGGCUUGUGGUAGCAUGGACUGUGCUUUGCAUCGGCUUGCUGGCGUGGAACUACCAGACCCGGAUCUACCUCAGCAUCGUCAAGGAGGCAACAAGACCCAACAUCAUGCAGAUCCAAGGCACCCGGGUGGUCCCGAAACAUGUGAUCUGCGCAGCCAUUGAGCACACGAUUCCUGAACGCGGUGUCAAGGUCAGCGCGGGAGGCCUCGGUAAAGUCCUGGAUCAGAUGCUGCGAGAGCACCCUGAGGGCACGCUGAGUCUGGUGCACCCGAUGUUCGGAGACGUUGACUACGGCCCUCUCGAGGAGUUCGACACGCUCGCCUGCGUGGUUGAUGGGAAACCUCAAUCGAUCAAGGUCUACACGAUGCAGAGCGAGGAGAACGGCAUCACCCGCGCUUGGUACAUCCUGGAUCAUGAGUACUUCAAAGAGAAAGUCAAGACCCAGCCGUAUCCCGCCUCGAUGACCAAAGUGAGGACUCUUCGAUAUUUCUCCUUGUGGAACCAGGCGACGGCUCUACUCAUCAAGAGGUUGAAGCCUGACAUCUACCACUGCAUGGACUACCACGCUGCGUUGGCGCCACUCUACCUCGAGGCCAACGAGCAGAUACCAAUCAUCCUGGUGCUGCACAACGCGGACUACAUGGGGGUCAUUGAGACGGACUUCAUCAGCGAUCGCUUUUGGAAGACCGUGACGUCGCUGCGGCGGCUGAGCUUGAUCUUCAACCUCCAGGUCUCGACGCUGAGACGAUAUUGCAUGUUCGAGGGCCGGUUCAACAUGCUCAAAGCCGGCGUGACGUACAUCAAGCAGACUCAGGCUGGCUAUGGCAUUUGUGCUGUGUCCGAGAACUAUGCAGUGGAGCUGAAGCGCGAGCGCACGCUUUUCGAUGGGCUGCCUUACCUCAUCAGCCUGGACAAUGCAACGGAUCCGGCAAAGGAUGCGGACAAAGUGACCAUCGAGUUUCUGCGGAAGAGCCGCUACGAGGCCAAAGUGGAGCUCCAGAAAGCCUGCGGCUUGAACGAAGACAAGGGCGCCAAGAUCUUGAUCUUCAUUGGCCGUUGGGUGAAGCAGAAGGGUGUGGACCACAUUGCCAUGCUGACCCCAGCCUUCCUCCGCAGCAACCCACAGGUCCAAGUGAUCUUAGCUGGACCUCCAGAUGAUGCAUGUGGUCGCUAUGCAGGGACGCUUCUGGAGCAGCUGGGUAACUUGCCGGGGCAGAUGAGGGAAACAAAAGCCGAGACGCCCAACGUCGUUGUGACCCCGGCACAGGAGACUUCUGGCGAAGCGAAGCCCGCGGCUGAGGAACCGAAGACGGAGGAAAACGCCGCACCGGAGGCAGCCAAGAAGGAAGAGGAUGCGAAAACUGUGGAGGGAGCUGCUGCACCGACUGCGGAGGAAGCCCCGGCGGCCGAGGCCGCGGCUCCGGCAGAGGAGGAGCGAAAAGAGUAUCCCGAAUCCGGAGCGAUCAUCACACAAAAUGGAAUCGAUUAA
This is a messenger RNA of Symbiodinium sp. CCMP2592, 3759 nucleotides long. The record is from the annotation of a GenBank genome assembly. Lineage: Eukaryota; Dinophyceae; Suessiales; Symbiodiniaceae.